Molecule: messenger RNA, 1845 nt
Organism: Podarcis muralis (Common wall lizard)
Lineage: Eukaryota; Metazoa; Chordata; Lepidosauria; Squamata; Lacertidae
Gene: FIS1
Product: fission, mitochondrial 1
Biological process (GO): mitochondrial fragmentation involved in apoptotic process; autophagy of mitochondrion; mitochondrial fission
Cellular component (GO): mitochondrial outer membrane; peroxisomal membrane
Molecular function (GO): protein binding
Source: RefSeq, a predicted model, not a curated record
AGCGACCGAGUGGGCUUUUAAAGUUCCGCUUCCGUCGCAGGACCGCUUCCGGCCCUGCUUCCGGGAUUGGGCGCGAUGGAGUCGGUGCUCAGCGAAGUGGUGGCGCUGGAGGAUCUGCAGAGAUUUGAGAAGAAGUACAAUGCUGAGGUGAGCUCAGGCAAUGUCUCCAAAGGGACCACAUUUGAGUACGCCUGGUGCCUGGUCCGCAGCAAAUACAACGAGGACAUCAAGAAGGGCGUUGUACUCCUGGAAGAGCUGCUGCCCAAAGGGAACAAAGAGGAGCAGCGUGAUUAUGUCUUUUACCUCUCGGUGGGCAAUUACCGGCUGAAGGAAUAUGAGAAAGCUCUGAAGUACAUCCGGGGGCUGCUGAAGACCGAGCCAAGCAACACGCAAGCCAUGGAGCUGGAGAAGCUCAUCAAGAGGGCCAUGCAGAAAGAUGGCCUGGUUGGCAUGGCGAUCGUGGGCGGCAUGGCUCUGGGCGCAGCCGGGCUAGCUGGUCUCAUCGGCUUGGCCAUCUCCAAAUCAAAACCUUAACUGGCUUGGUUAGGGAGGUGGUGGGGUCCCACCCCCCCACCCCCUUUCGCACCCGGCCAGAGCAGCCUGGCCUUGGCAACUCACAGCUCUAACCCUGCAGGGAAAAUGAGGGACGAUUAAAAACAUGCUCAGCAGCCACUAAUCCGACCCUGAUUCCCGGACUUUCCCCUCCCCUCCUUCUGUGAGGCCAAAGUGGCCCUUUCGGUAGAAGACUGGCCAAUUAGGAACAUGGGCGCGCAUGGCUGCGGGCCCUUCUAGCUCUCAGUCGCCCCAGCCCCCUGUUGUGUAACUUCCUUUAGGUUCCUUGCCUACGCUUCACCUAUCACACGCUGACGUGAAGAGAGCACACGGGUUUCUCCCCGCUGCCUGCCUUUGCCGCCUCUCGCUUGUCGUGGGGCUUGGAGAUUUCUCUCAUCUGAGACUUAAGAUACGAAAUGCCAGGAAAGGACAUCAUUUUCAGAAGACUACAGUUGGAUUGGGUGGGGCGGGGGGAAACCCCCCUUGUCCUGCAGUGUGCGGCUUAGCUUCUUGUUGCUGUGAACGAUGGUUGAGGAGAAGGCUUUCCGGGACAGAACCUUUCCCUCACUGUCAGACUGUGUUUUCUCUUACACUUAAUAAACACACACACGUGCCUCCCUCUCUUCCUUCCAUCCCCCCAGUUUGCACUUCCUUUGCAUGGUGCCUCCUGACCCUCUUAGCUCCGUAGCAGCACUGGGUUCCCUCUAGAGGAGCCUGUGGUCCUCCAUAUUUUUGUUGAACUCCCGUCAGCCCCAAACAGCAUGGGCAGCGGUCAGGGACGAUGGGAAUUGUAGUCCAGCCCCAUCACUGGAGGAACAUAGGUGCCCCCACUUCUUCUUUGGGGUCUUCCUCUGCCUAGAUCGCUAUCUUCUGCUGUCCCCUUAUUUAUUUGAUAAGAGCUGGCGGGGGCUGCCAACAUGAGAAUUAGGUGCACCUCUCUCGUUUCGCAACAGAUAAAGAGAGCGAGCUUCUUGGGACAUGGAGAGGAAACACAGCAGAAAAGAGGGACACUCAAAGCAGCCUUAUAUUGAAAAGUAUCUGCUUCUGAGCUGACAAGGGAUGGGUUCCUUCUUUAGGUUGGCGAGUGAAGACCCCUCUGGCGGGGCUUCCUUCACGCAAGGUUGACGUUCCAGUCGCCGUUCAGAGACUACAAAUGUAUUGAAAACACUUCUUUCCUCCUUUCUGGGAACUUAAUCUCCCUGCUCACUGAACAGGUGCUUUUAUAUGGUUUUCUAGCCUCUGACUGGUGUGAGGCAGGGAUGUGAAUAAAAAUUAAAAUGCAGAUGCGAAUGA